Molecule: messenger RNA, 1167 nt
Organism: Toxotes jaculatrix (banded archerfish)
Lineage: Eukaryota; Metazoa; Chordata; Actinopteri; Toxotidae
Product: olfactory receptor 14I1
Exons: 1
Coding region: 1-1167 (388 amino acids)
Biological process (GO): G protein-coupled receptor signaling pathway
Cellular component (GO): membrane
Molecular function (GO): G protein-coupled receptor activity
Source: RefSeq, a predicted model, not a curated record
AUGACGGCCACGGAGGCGCACAACCUCACCCAGCAGUGCGACUGGCUCCGCGAGGAGAACCGAACUGAGCCGCGCGUAACCGGGAGGCUGGACGCUGCCGGCUGCUUCUUUCUCUACAUCAUGCCCAAUGGACAGGCAGUUCCAGCGCUCAUAUGCAUUUUUGUGUUGCUGACUCUCGUCUCAUUUCUGAUUAACGGGCUCACUCUGUUCGGGCUCGGACGGUCCGAGGACCUCUCCUGGGAGCCGCGAUUUGCUUUCCUUAAAAAUCUGAUUUUGAGCGACCUCGUGCAGACUGUCACCUUCAGCCCGGCGGUCAUCCACUCAUUAGUCCAACGUCGGACGAUGGAGUUCAACACCUGGUGUCACCUCCAGUACUUUGCGGGGAGCGCCAGCAUUUUUGCCAGCCUUGUCACCAUCACCUGCAUGGCGCUGGAGCGCUACCUGUACGUGUGCCACGCCAUCCACUAUUUGGUCAUCCUCACUCAGGUGCGUCUGCGGAUAACCCUGGGCCUUAUUUGGGUCUACUCCAUCUCCAUCGGCACCAUCAACAUGGUGUUGCUGCACAUGGGCACGGGGGAAAAGAAUGAACAAGUCACCAAGGGGCUUCUGUGCGAGCCGGACAUCGUGGAGCAGCACAUGGGGUUCCCCCGUGCCGCAGCCGUUUUUCGCAAACUCGUGGGCUCGUUUACUCUGUUGCUGUGCCUGCUGGUCUACGCGUUCUCCUACGUGAGGAUGUACCAGGAUGCGCGCAACGCAGUGAUACCGUUCAACGCGGUCAACACCACAGCGCGCAAGACUGUGCUGUUUUACUGCGGCAUGCUGUUCCUGCAGCUGCUGCCGCUGCUGCUUAAAGUCACCUCGGACGCGCUGUGGGAGUUUGAGGGGACCGUGGCCAUGAUGGCACUGUCCACUCCGUCUCAGGACGUCAGCAUGACUAAGACGACUCCCUCGGCCACAGCGGUUGUGCUCCACAUGUCCCUGCUGAUAAUGCUUGUAGUGCCACCGUGCAUUAACCCGCUGGUGUACGGGCUGAGGAACGCGGAGGUGAGGCAGGCGCUGAUAAGCCUGUUCAGGUGGUGGCUCGAGAAGAGGGGCACGGGUGCGCGCGGAGUCGAGAUGAUAAGAGUCAGAGACAUUGUGCAUCAAAACCGAGCUCAGGCAGGGUAG